Molecule: messenger RNA, 7092 nt
Organism: Varanus komodoensis (Komodo dragon)
Lineage: Eukaryota; Metazoa; Chordata; Lepidosauria; Squamata; Varanidae
Gene: CACNA1B
Product: calcium voltage-gated channel subunit alpha1 B
Exons: 49
Coding region: 1-7092 (2363 amino acids)
Biological process (GO): calcium ion import across plasma membrane; chemical synaptic transmission
Cellular component (GO): neuronal cell body; voltage-gated calcium channel complex; membrane
Molecular function (GO): calcium ion binding; high voltage-gated calcium channel activity
Source: RefSeq, a predicted model, not a curated record
AUGGCUCGCUUCGGAGACGACCUGCCCAGCCGGUAUGGAGGCGGCGGCGGCGGCGCGGGGGGCCCGGCGGGGCCCGGCGGGGCCCGCGGCAGCAGCAGCCGGCAGGGACCCCCCGGCCAGCCCGGGCAGCGCCCGCAGAUGUACAAGCAGUCCAAGGCCCAGCGGGCCCGGACGAUGGCCCUCUACAACCCCAUCCCCGUCAAGCAGAACUGCUUCACCGUCAACCGCUCGCUCUUCGUCUUCAGCGAGGACAAUGUGAUCCGCAAAUACGCCAAGCGCAUCACCGAGUGGCCUCCAUUUGAAUAUAUGAUUUUGGCUACAAUUAUAGCUAACUGUAUCGUUCUGGCUUUGGAACAACAUCUUCCCGAUGGAGAUAAAACACCUAUGUCCGAAAGGCUGGAUGAUACCGAACCCUAUUUUAUUGGGAUAUUUUGCUUUGAGGCCAGCAUCAAAAUAAUUGCACUGGGGUUUGUCUUUCACAAAGACUCAUAUCUCCGAAAUGGCUGGAAUGUGAUGGAUUUUGUUGUCGUCCUUACAGGGAUUCUGGCCACAGCUGGGACCCAAUUUGACCUGCGGACCCUGAGGGCGGUUCGAGUAUUGAGGCCGCUGAAGCUUGUCUCAGGAAUCCCGAGUCUGCAGGUUGUCCUCAAGUCCAUCAUGAAGGCAAUGGUGCCUCUCCUUCAGAUUGGGCUCCUCUUGUUCUUUGCCAUUGUGAUGUUCGCCAUCAUCGGACUGGAAUUCUACAUGGGCAAGUUCCACAAGGCCUGCUUCUCCAACGAAACAGAGGAGAGGCUGGGAGAUUUCCCAUGCGGGGAAGAGAGACCUGCCAGGCAGUGUGAAGAAGGCAUCUGCAAAAAAUAUUGGGAGGGUCCCAAUUUUGGGAUUACCAACUUUGACAAUAUCCUGUUCGCUGUGCUCACCGUCUUCCAGUGCAUCACCAUGGAGGGAUGGACAGACAUCCUCUACAAUACUAAUGACGCCGCAGGGAAUAUGUGGAACUGGUUAUAUUUCAUUCCGCUUAUCAUCAUCGGUUCUUUCUUCAUGCUCAACCUGGUACUUGGUGUCUUGUCAGGAGAGUUUGCCAAAGAACGAGAGAGAGUCGAAAACCGACGGGCCUUCCUAAAACUCCGGAGGCAGCAACAAAUAGAACGGGAACUCAAUGGCUACUUGGAAUGGAUCUUUAAGGCAGAGGAGGUGAUGUUAGCAGAGGAAGACAAGAAUGCCGAAGAGAAGUCGCCCCUGGAUGUGCUGAAAAGAGCUACGAUCAAGAAGAGCAAAAACGACCUCAUCCACGCUGAAGAGGGCGAGGACCACUUCACAGAUGUUUGCUCGGUUGGUUCUCCAUUUGCCCGGGCCAGCCUCAAGAGCGGCAAGAACGAGAGUUCCUCCUACUUCCGCAGAAAAGAGAAGAUGUUCCGGUUCUUCAUCCGGCGCAUGGUGAAAGCCCAGAGCUUCUACUGGAUGGUCCUCUGCGUUGUGGCCCUCAACACCAUGUGUGUCGCCAUUGUGCAUUAUGACCAGCCAGAAGGGCUCACCACUGCGUUGUAUUUUGCCGAGUUCGUUUUCCUCGGCCUGUUCCUCACUGAGAUGUCCCUCAAGAUGUACGGCCUGGGGCCAAGGAACUAUUUCCACUCCUCAUUCAACUGCUUUGACUUUGGGGUGAUUGUGGGCAGCAUCUUUGAAGUCAUCUGGGCAGCAGUGAAACCUGGCACGUCCUUCGGCAUCAGUGUAUUGAGGGCUCUCCGGCUGCUGAGGAUUUUCAAAGUCACCAAGUACUGGAACUCUUUGAGGAACCUUGUGGUUUCCUUGCUGAAUUCAAUGAAGUCCAUCAUCAGUUUGCUCUUCCUCCUCUUCCUCUUCAUCGUUGUAUUUGCCUUGCUGGGGAUGCAGCUCUUUGGAGGACAGUUUCAUUUCAAUGACGAAACUCCAACCACCAACUUCGAUACCUUCCCCACUGCCAUUCUUACUGUGUUUCAGAUUCUAACUGGGGAGGACUGGAAUGUAGUCAUGUAUCAGGGGAUCGAAUCCCAAGGGGGCGUCCAUUCAGGAAUGUUCUCUUCGGUCUACUUCAUUGUCCUGACGCUCUUUGGUAACUACACACUCCUGAAUGUCUUCUUGGCCAUUGCUGUGGACAACCUUGCCAAUGCACAAGAGCUGACCAAGGAUGAAGAGGAAAUGGAAGAAGCAACCAAUCAAAAGCUUGCCCUGCAGAAGGCGAGGGAGGUAGCAGAUGUUAGUCCCCUGUCAGCCGCUAAUAUUUCCAUUGCCGCUUUUGUAAAGCAAACUCGAGGUACUGUAUCACGCAGCUCGUCGGUCUCCAGCGUAAAUUCACCCAAACAGCAGAACGCCUCCAAGUCUAAAUCCGUCUGGGAGCAAAGGACCAGCCAGAUACGGAUGCACAACUUCCGGACCAGCUGCGAAGCCCUGUACAAUGAACUGGACCCGGAGGAGAGGAUGCGCUACGCUAACAACUUCCACAUCCGUCCAGACAUGAAGACCCACCUGGAUCGGCCCCUGGUUGUCGAACCGAGGAGCGAUGGUCGCAACAACAACGUCAAUAAAUUGAGCCCCGUCGACGUGCAAGAAGCCCCAGAGCAAGCGAAGGCUCUUCCGGAGGAGAGUGCCGAGGGUGCGCGCAAGCACCACCGGCAUCGAGAGAAGGACAAGGCAGGGGAGCAGGAGAAGAGCCAUGUGCCCAAGGAGGAGAACGGAGAGUCUGGCCCAAACCACAAGGAAGAGCGUCCUCGGCCCCACAGGAGCCGCAGCAAGGAGGGCGAUGGUGGCGGAAAGGAGGGGAAGAGCGAGCGCAACCGAAGCCAGGAGGGCGGUAGACGCCACCACCGCCACGGAUCGGUGGAGGAGGGAGCCGAGAGGGAACAUCGGCGGCACCGCAGUCACCGCCACUCGGCUGAGCGGCAGGCCAAAGAAGGCAACGGGAAUGUGAACGGGGCCAAGACGGAGCGCCGUUCUCGGCACCGAGGAGGGUCCAGGCCUGGGAACCGGGAGGGCGAGCCAGGCUCCAAGGGAGAAGGGGGAGAAGAACCGCACAGACGGCACAAGAUACGGCACAAGGCCCUCUCCACAUACGAGUCACUGGAUAAAGAGAACGGGGAGAAGGAGGGCGACCUUGGCGAGAAGGAGCUGAGGAACCACCAGCCAAGGGAAGCGCCAUGUGAUUCAGAGGCUGGUGGCAGUGUGACCGUCGCCCCGCUGCACACCCUGCCCAGCACCUGCCUGCCAAGGGUGCCUGAGCAGCCGGAAGAUGCUGACAACCAGAAGAAUGUCACCCGCAUGGGCCAGCCAUCUCUGGAUAAAGCUGCUGUUGUGAACAUCCCAGUCACAGUCACAGCCCCUCUCGGAGAAGCUGCUGUCAUCCCAAUGAACAACACGGAAUUCGAAACGAAAGCAGAAGAGAAGAAAGAGAUGGAUGCCGAUGACGACCUGGCAAACCACGGACCCAAGCCAAUUCUGCCUUACAGCUCCAUGUUCAUUUUAAGUCCUACCAACCCAAUCCGGCGCUUGUGCCACUACAUUGUGAACCUGCGUUACUUUGAGAUGGUCAUCCUCAUUGUCAUCGCGCUCAGCAGCAUUGCCCUCGCGGCCGAAGAUCCCGUCCAAGCCGAAUCGCCAAGGAACGAGGCCCUCAAGUACCUGGAUUAUAUAUUUACAGGUGUCUUUACAUUUGAGAUGGUGAUAAAGAUGAUUGACCUGGGCUUGCUGCUUCAUCCGGGCUCCUAUUUCCGCGACCUCUGGAACAUCCUGGACUUUAUUGUGGUCAGUGGGGCACUUGUGGCGUUCGCUUUUUCGAGUUUCAUGGGAGGCAACAAAGGGAAAGAUAUCAACACGAUCAAGUCCUUGCGAGUGCUGAGGGUCCUUCGGCCUCUGAAGACCAUCAAGCGCCUGCCAAAGCUGAAGGCGGUCUUCGACUGCGUGGUGAACUCCCUGAAGAACGUCCUCAACAUCCUCAUCGUGUACAUGCUCUUCAUGUUCAUCUUUGCCGUCAUCGCCGUGCAGCUGUUCAAGGGGCGAUUCUUCUACUGCACGGAUGAGUCCAAGGACCUGGAGAAAGACUGCAGGGGCCAGUAUCUGGCUUAUGAGAAGGACGAAGUGGAAGCUCAGCCCAGGCAAUGGAAGAAGUAUGAAUUCCACUACGACAACGUCCUGUGGGCUUUGUUGACGCUGUUCACCGUCUCCACCGGAGAGGGCUGGCCAACGGUUCUGAAGCAUUCUGUCGAUGCAACCUAUGAGAAUCGGGGCCCAAGCCCAGGGUACCGGAUGGAAAUGUCGAUCUUCUACGUGGUCUAUUUUGUCGUUUUCCCCUUCUUCUUUGUGAACAUCUUUGUGGCUUUGAUUAUCAUCACCUUCCAAGAGCAGGGCGACAGAGUGAUGUCUGAAUGCAGUCUGGAGAAAAACGAGAGGGCCUGCAUCGAUUUUGCCAUCAGUGCAAAGCCGCUGACCCGCUACAUGCCUCAAAACAAGCAGUCGUUCCAGUACAAGAUGUGGAAGUUCGUGGUGUCUCCUCCGUUUGAGUAUUUCAUCAUGGUCAUGAUUGCCCUCAACACCAUUGUACUGAUGAUGAAGUUCUACGGUGCCCCAGGACCCUAUGAGGAUAUGUUGAAAUGCCUCAAUAUAGUGUUUACAUCUAUGUUUUCACUGGAAUGUGUAUUGAAGAUCAUUGCCUUUGGUGUGCUGAAUUACUUUCGAGAUGCCUGGAACAUCUUUGAUUUUGUCACUGUCUUGGGAAGUAUUACUGAUAUUUUAGUAACGGAGAUUGCGGACACGGACAAUUUCAUCAACCUCAGCUUCCUCCGCCUCUUCCGGGCUGCAAGACUCAUCAAGCUUCUUCGUCAGGGUUACACCAUCCGGAUCCUCCUGUGGACCUUUGUCCAGUCUUUCAAGGCCUUGCCCUAUGUAUGCCUACUAAUAGCCAUGCUGUUCUUCAUCUAUGCCAUUAUUGGCAUGCAGGUAUUCGGAAACAUUGCCCUGAAUGAUGACAACGCCAUCAAUCGACACAAUAACUUCCAAACAUUCUUGCAAGCAUUGAUGCUGCUUUUCCGGAGUGCCACAGGGGAAGCCUGGCACGAAAUCAUGCUCGCGUGCCUGAGCGACCAGCCAUGUGACGAGAGCUCCAAUCUCAGCAAAAACGAAUGUGGAAGCGACUUUGCAUAUUUUUAUUUCGUAUCCUUCAUCUUCCUCUGCUCCUUUCUGAUGUUGAACCUAUUUGUGGCUGUAAUCAUGGACAACUUUGAGUACUUGACACGAGACUCUUCAAUCCUAGGACCCCACCAUCUCGAUGAGUUCAUUCGCGUUUGGGCAGAAUAUGACCCAGCCGCCUGUGGGCGCAUCAGUUACACAGACAUGUAUGAGAUGCUGAGACACAUGUCGCCACCACUUGGACUGGGAAAGAAAUGCCCAGCCCGCGUUGCCUAUAAGCGUUUGGUAAGGAUGAACAUGCCCAUCUCCAAUGAUGACUUGAGUGUCCACUUCACCUCCACACUGAUGGCCUUGAUCCGGACUGCCCUGGAAAUCAAACUUGCAUCAGGGGUCCUGCAACACCAGUGCGAUGCUGAGCUGAGGAAGGAGAUCUCGUUAGUUUGGCCUAAUCUGUCCCCAAAGACCUUGGAUCUCCUGGUACCACCUCAUAAACCCGAAGCAAUGACCGUGGGGAAAGUCUAUGCAGCCCUCAUGAUAUUCGACUUCUACAAACAGAAUAAGAACACCCGGGACCCCGCCCAUCCAGCCUCAGGAGGUAUUUGCCCGACUGGGACAGUCUCCCUGUUCCACCCAUUGAAGGCCGCACUUGAACAAAGCACCCCGAUAUUCCCCAAUGCUUUCCUGCGUCAAAAGAGCUCAGCUUCUCUCAACAAUGGGGGCGCCCUACCCAUGCCUGAGGGAGGAGGCAUCCGGGAAUCUGUGUCAUGGGGUACGCAGCGGACGCAGGAUGUCUUCUACGAAACCAGGACACCAGCCUUUGAAAGGGGCCGUUCAGAAGAAAUUCCCACUGAGCAGGCGAGCAAACAGGUGGUGGAAAUGAGAGAAAUAAGCCCGACACUGGCCAAUGGUGAGCAUCAGGCCAGCCUGGAGAGCCAGGGCCGGGCUGCUUCUAUGCCACGCCUGGCAGCAGAAACUCAGCCCAUCCCGGACACCAGCCCCAUGAAGCGCUCCAUCUCCACCCUGAACCCUCAGCGUCCCCAUGCCACGCACCUCUACGAGCAUUCCCGGCCCGCUGAGCACACCCACCACCACCACCACCACCGCUGCCACCGACGGAAAGAGAAGAAGCAGAAGUCCGUCGACAAGCCCCCCAACCAGCUGGCUGACGGCGAUCCUGCCGGUGAAGCCACCUCCAAGGUCAGAAAGCAGGAGCGGGGUCGGUCACAGGAACGGAAGCUCCACUCCUCUUCUUCGUCUGAAAAGCAGCGUUUUUACUCCUGUGAUCGGUACGGGAGCCGAGACCGCUCUCAGCCCAAGUCAUCCGAGCGCAGUAGGCCAACCUCCCCCAGUGGAGGGCAGCAGCAUGGGGUACAGAAGCAGGGCAGUGGUUCAGUUAAUGGGAGCCCUAUGCCGUCCACCUCUGGUGCUAGCACCCCGUGCCGCGGCCGGAGGCAGCUGCCGCAGACGCCGCUGACCCCCCGCCCCAGCAUCACCUACAAGACCGCCAACUCCUCGCCCGUGCACUUCUCCGGCUACCUGACUGGCCUCCCCACCUUCUCCCCGGGACGCCUGAGCCGGGGUCUUUCUGAGCACAACGCCUUGCUGCAUGGCGACUCCCAGGGCCUCUCGCAGACCCUGGUGGCGCGGAUCGGGUCGGACCCGUACCUGGGCCACCGGGAAGACGGCAGCAGUCCGUACCACGCCGUCCCCGAGGACACGCUCACGUUCGAGGAGGCCGUGGCCACCAAUUCAGGAAGGUCCUCGCGAACGUCUUACGUCUCUUCCCUGACCUCCCAGUCUCACCAAAUCCGCAGAGUCCCCAAUGGCUUCCACUACAGCUUGGGCCUACGAACUGGCCCUGGGGCCGGGGCCGGGACUGGGACCGGGACCAGAGCACGUAGCUAUUACCACGAGCGGGACGAAGAUGACUGGUGCUAG